Messenger RNA from Acanthisitta chloris (rifleman), 603 nucleotides. It is a transcript of the gene RHOC, whose product is annotated as ras homolog family member C. Bases 1 to 603 code for a protein of 200 amino acids. The transcript is spliced from 5 exons. NCBI's taxonomy places the organism in Eukaryota, Metazoa, Chordata, Aves, Passeriformes, Acanthisittidae. The record is from RefSeq and is a predicted model, not a curated record. Gene Ontology annotation, cellular component: neuron projection. Gene Ontology annotation, biological process: small GTPase-mediated signal transduction. Gene Ontology annotation, molecular function: GTPase activity; GTP binding.
AUGGCCUUUGGGAAAGGAGCGAUGGCAGCCAUCAGGAAGAAGCUGGUGAUCGUGGGAGAUGGUGCCUGUGGGAAGACCUGUCUGCUGAUCGUGUUCAGCAAGGACCAGUUCCCUGAAGUCUACGUGCCCACCGUGUUUGAGAACUACAUUGCUGACAUAGAGGUAGAUGGGAAGCAGGUGGAACUGGCCCUGUGGGACACGGCAGGACAGGAGGACUACGACAGACUGCGGCCCCUCUCGUACCCAGACACAGAUGUUAUCCUCAUGUGCUUUUCUAUCGACAGCCCAGAUAGCCUCGAGAACAUCCCUGAGAAGUGGACGCCAGAGGUGAAGCACUUCUGCCCCAACGUGCCCAUCAUCCUGGUGGGGAACAAGAAGGACCUGCGGAACGACGAGCACACGCGACGGGAGCUGGCCAAGAUGAAACAGGAGCCAGUGAAGCCAGAGGAAGGGAGGGACAUGGCCAACAGGAUCAAUGCCUUCGGCUACCUGGAGUGCUCGGCCAAGACGAAGGAAGGGGUGCGGGAGGUGUUCGAGAUGGCCACGCGCGCCGGCCUGCAGGUCCGGAAGAACAAGAAGCGCAGAGCCUGCCCACUGCUGUGA